Molecule: messenger RNA, 720 nt
Organism: Gryllus bimaculatus (two-spotted cricket)
Lineage: Eukaryota; Metazoa; Arthropoda; Insecta; Orthoptera; Gryllidae
Source: the annotation of a GenBank genome assembly
AUGGUGGCUGCUCUGGCUCUGAGUUCAGCCAACGGCCUGUUGCUUAAAGGAGGCAAGGAAGCUGCCCACAGCAAUCGAGCCCUGAUGGAGCUGGUAUCAACUAGGGAGGAAAUCAGUGAUCUCUUGAGUAUGGAUCAACACAUUGACUUGAUUAUCCCACGUGGAUCCACAGAAUUAGUUCGCAGUAUCCAGCAAAGAAGUCAGCACAUUCCUGUUCUUGGGCACGCAGAGGGCAUCUGUCACGUUUACGUUGAUAGGGAUGCUGAUUUACAUAAGGCUCUGAAAAUUGGGGAAGAAGAAGAUGAGGAGGAAGAUGAAGACGAGGAGGAGGAAGAUGAAGACGAGGAGGAGGAAGAUGAAGACGAGGAGGAGGAGAUGAAGACGAGGAGGAGGAAGAUGAGACGAGAGGAGGAAGAUGAAGACGACCGGAGGAGGAAGAUGAAGAAGGGUAGGAGAACGAUGAGACGAGGAGAUGAAGAUCGACGGAGAGGAGACACCGAAGAGCAGGAUGAAGAGGAGGAAGGACGAGGAGGAAGGAAGGAAGAGAGGAGGAGCGAGGAUGAAGAGGAGGAGAGCGAUGAGAGACGAGAGGAGGACGCGGAGGAGGAGGAGGAGGAGGAGGAUGAAGACGAGGAGGAGGAUUAUGUUGGGGAUGAGGAUUAUGAUCUUCUAUUGGAAUAUUUAUUUUUCAUUCUACUUAUUAAUCAGUUCCUUGGGUAG